CGAAAAUCUGCCAGUCUAUUCCCCUGGAAGAGAACAUCUGUGUUCUAGAAAGCAAUAAACUGGAAGCCUGUAUAGAUGAAGCUUCCAUUCGCCAAGUCGUUAAGGCGAAACCCUCGUCUAAAAAGGGGGUAACGUUUGUACUUCCAAGCUACACUGCCAUGAUCAACGAUGGUAUAGACACCCUCUCGGGUAGCAGUGAUGACAAAAUAGCAGACGCGAAAAGUCCACCAAAAGAAACGCACCAGGCUGGAGGCACCAAUGAGGGUCCACGAAAAGAUGAUGCCAGUCAUAAGGUCAUCAACGAGGAAGUUGUGGAUACGUGUAAUGAGACGCCAAGGUGUGACGAGACAAAUCCAUACACGCAUGGAGCGGCGAUGAAAACGUGGCAUCCAGAAAACCAAGAAUCGUUAUCAAGAAAAUUUGGUGUAAAUCCCACUGAAGCUCAUACAAACUUAGAUAGUCCAACUAUCAGUGAAGACAUAUACCAAUCACAUCUUUGUGGCGAUCGUGGAACAGGUCAUGCCCCAUCAUCCCCUCGAAAUCAAAAAAUUUCUGGGAAAAGCGAAACCAAAAGAUCAUGCGAAAAUGACGUUCCCGAACCUUUGGAAUAUGUCCCAAAGAGCUUCAGGUCACCGGAAAUCAUUCCCGAAACAGGUCACAACAAACUGAAUUCCCCGAAGCGAGGAGACCUCCCUGCGUCACCGGCUGCUGCCU
Molecule: messenger RNA, 714 nt
Organism: Lymnaea stagnalis (great pond snail)
Lineage: Eukaryota; Metazoa; Mollusca; Gastropoda; Lymnaeidae
Source: the annotation of a GenBank genome assembly